UGGCCGACUCGUUUCAUGACCCGGGAGUGGAAAAACAACGCCGGGGUAUUUAAAUCCCGAGGCCACGUGGCGCCGCGAGGGGCGGCGGGGUCACGCGCGAGCCGUGAAUUUGAAAGCGGCUGUUUUCGAAACGCGCUGCCGCGACGUCGACGUCGCUGCGGUGUGGCGUGUGCAGCAGUGCCGCGGCGAGUGAAAAAUGGCCGCGAACGCGAGAACAGACAUGCGGAUACCAACGCGCACGGCGCCUCGUCCCCCGGGCCAGAGCGCGACGCAGAGGGACCCGAUCUGGAGCAGCAGCUGGAGCUCCAGCUUCCGGAGUUUCCCCGGUCUCGUCGCAGCGACGCUGUACCUUCGCGUGCUUUCAGCAACGACAUAUUCGGGGGCGCCCUGACGACGCAACAGAAGAAGAAACCGCCCCCUCGACCACCGCCUCCAAAGUUUAGCUAUAACCAGACGCAGUAUCAAAAGGACCAGAAGCUGAAAAAGCCAGCCAGGCCAACAGAGCUGUUGACUAAUUUCUUCGGGCGGAAGAAGCAGGAGUAUCCCCUUCCACCGCGUCCCACCGGCCAAGUACAGAAUCCGAUAGCGCAGCCUUCAAAUUCGAUCGCGACGGUGUCGCUGAUAGAUCUCAGCCCGCCUGGGUCGCCGACGUUCACGACACGCUCCAGCGACGGUGUCAGUGUCGACAGUUUUGGCAGCGACGGAAACUCCAAUCCGUCUGUGUUCACGAGUAGCGGGAACACAUCGCAAACGGAAAGUGCCUUCGAGGAUGAUUUCGACUUCUUCGGCAUGUCCGCCAGGAAGACGAUGCAGAACGACCCGUGGCAGACGAAAGCAACAGCGCAGGACCCAUUCGGACCGCUGGUGGACACCUGCGCGACAACCGUGCCUCAGGUCGCUGGCGGAACGUGCCUCUUCCCUUUCGGCUCCAACAAUCGCGUAGCGAGCCACGUGCCUUCCAAUCCGAUCGCUUCUAAACUCGUCGUCACGUCGAUGCCCACGAUAAUCCGAGCGAGACCGCCUAAACCUCCGGCACCAAAGAUACCGUUUAAGAAACUCGAACCGAUACCUAAGGAAAUGUGUACCGACUUCGAAGUCUCGAGCAGCAGCGCGAUGAAUAAGUCACUGACGCUGCAUUUCUCUAACGCGUGGCCCAACGACAGCGAGGGAAGCGACAGUCCAUCGCCACCCAUGCCGACGAUUCCGCCGCCGGCACCGCCUGCCAAUUAUUUGGCAGAAUUUAGCAGCAGUUUCGAAGGAGAUUUCAAUAAACCUCACGGUAUCGCGCUGUAUGACUUCACGGCAGCACAUCCGGACGACUUAGCCUUGAAGGAGGGCGAUAUCGUGCAAUUGUUGAAGAAGAUCAACGACGACUGGAUGGAGGGAAGAAUAGGAAAUCGUCAAGGGAUUUUCCCGUUUAGUUUCAUUGAUAUUAAAAUACCUCUGCCAGGUUUAUCGGACAACGUGGUCACAGCGCUCUACGCUUUUCCAGGAGAAAACAGCGACGACUUGUCGUUCGAGGAGGGCGCAAAAAUUACAGUCAUAUCAAGGAUAUCAGAGGAUUGGUUGUACGGCGAGUACAACGGUAGGAAGGGACAAUUUCCAGUAAAUUAUGUAAAUAGACUUCCGCGUAAUAUUUAAAUGUUUUUCUCCAUAAAUAUUUUAUAUCCAGUGUAUUAACAAUCUACUACUUGGAGAGCCUCCGUAUUGCAAACAUUAUUUAGAAUUAUUAAUUGCAUCUUUACAAGUUAAUACUAAGAACCGAGUGAUAAAAGAAAGUGUAAAAGCAGAUCUUCUAUGAUCUAAUUUUGAUGAUGUACAAACCGCAGAAGAAAAUUUUAGAAAAAUUUUACCGACAGAAAGACUGAAGUACACAUACGAAUUUUUAUCGUCGUGUUCCAAUAGAGAUAAUCUUCAAAAAUAAUCGCGAUACUAUCUUUAGGAAUUAGAAGAUAACAAUAUCUGCGAUAUAUUGGUGAUAUCUACACACAAUUCGUUUAGUUUACUCUUUUUAAAAAGUUUUGCACCCUAUACCGUUUGCAAUAUUUCGUAGAAGAUGCCACUAAAGCGAACUACGUUUCUCAUCUUGAGAUUAAACUCGUUUGUAACAUUUGAGAGCUUAAUUUUUACUAAACGUCUUGUAUAUGCCUCUUCUAAUUGUAUGAAAUCCUAAUUAUAAAAUGUAUGAAAUGUAUAUUUCUACAUUUCAUAAUUUAUUUAUUGUCUCGAUUCAGAAUCUAUUUUAGACAUUAUAUAUAAGGACGUGGCAGACAGUGAGCAGGCAUAAAUUGAAGUCUGGCAUAUACAGAAGACAAUUAUUUAAACACAUUGUGCUAAUGUAAGAUAAAAAAAUAAUAGAUCUGUCAAGGUCUUCAAAUUGUUAAUAUUGAAUAACGAGUGAAUAACUCAUUUUGGUUUAGAUAUUUUCUUCCCAUGUGUUAUUUGAAGAAUGCAAUUUUCGAUAGAUUGCCGAAUAAUCAAAUGAAAAAUAAUACAGUCUCCGCUAGAUAAGUUCAAUGAUUUAGAUACUCUCUCCUUAGAUUUUUUUCUUAGUCAGAUCUAGCACAAAAAUCUAAAAUCAUAAGAUUUUCGUUGUAUAUAUUGUAUUUGAGAAUCUGCAAUGCAUCUUACAUACGAAGUUAGAAAAUUAUUCGAUAUUAUCUUCCUUAUUUAUGAGUUAUAAAUAUAAAUUAAUUUUCUCAAGAAUGCAUCAUAAAAUUAGAGAUGACUAUUUCAGUGUACAAAUAAAUAUGUCGAAUGUCUAUAUCUCUGUAUUAUACGUACGUAUUUUUCGUCUAACUUAGAGUUUAUUUCAGCAAAAGUUACCAACAUGGUACAGUUGUAUGUGUACAUUACCUGAAUGCAUAAUUGGGCGAGAAGGAGGAGAGGCAAUGGACGUAGUUUAGAUAACUGUUGAGUUAAUCUACUUUAGAUGGAUAAUUAUUAUUGUAUAUAUUAUGUAUACUUAAUUAUGUUCGUCUGCGAGUUGUGUAAUUAUGUUUGAUAAAGUUCUAAACUUAAUAUGUGCAUUGAAAUUCGAAUGUUUCGUGGUACACACACCGAGUCAUUAGCUCAAUCUUAGGAAAAAGGGAAUCAACAGUGAGCUCUGUAUAUCAUUCUAAGUUAUUCCAUAUUGAUUUAAAGAGAACGGUACAAAGAUUCUAAAUUGUACAUUCUACUCCCGUACAGUUUUACUCGGAAUUCUCGUUAGCACAGUAUUAAUACGAUAUCCCAGAUUGCAACGAAGAUCUGCAUUGGGACCAGAAUGUUAGUUCGUAAGAUUAGGGAAGGUGUGGCGAGUGGUGAUAUGCAGAACGAAAAAUUGAACGUUAGAGUCAGAGUGUAAUAACGAGUCGUCUUUACAUGUAAUUAAACCGCUAUUUAAUUCUUAAGAAUUACGCUGUUAUGCAGAAGACGCCUAAUACGCAAUGUGAUAUUUUGCAAUGUUUAACGUGUAAACAUUUCAUGUGUAUACAAAAUAAACUAGAAAAGAAUAAAUAAA
Vollenhovia emeryi is the source of this 3502-nucleotide messenger RNA. Its product is annotated as SH3 domain-containing protein 19. The transcript has 6 exons. Gene Ontology annotation, molecular function: lipid binding; protein binding. Gene Ontology annotation, cellular component: Rvs161p-Rvs167p complex; medial cortex; actin cortical patch. Gene Ontology annotation, biological process: endocytosis; plasma membrane tubulation; actin cortical patch localization. The coding region runs from base 16 to 1641 and encodes 541 amino acids. NCBI's taxonomy places the organism in Eukaryota, Metazoa, Arthropoda, Insecta, Hymenoptera, Formicidae. The record is from RefSeq and is a predicted model, not a curated record.